Phragmites australis (common reed) is the source of this 1189-nucleotide messenger RNA. Its product is annotated as CBBY-like protein. Gene Ontology annotation, molecular function: hydrolase activity. Bases 129 to 1091 code for a protein of 320 amino acids. The record is from RefSeq and is a predicted model, not a curated record. NCBI's taxonomy places the organism in Eukaryota, Viridiplantae, Streptophyta, Magnoliopsida, Poales, Poaceae. The transcript has 8 exons.
AAGACGCCCGAGGCGAAGAGGCAUGUGUGGUGGACUUGGCUUUAAAAUCCACAACCCCCAUCGGCGGCCACAAGGGCGGGGCGCGCUAUCCACAGACCCACCGCCGUUUCCCGCCUAAAGAAACCUCCAUGGCCGCCGCCGCCGCCGCCGUCGCCGCCGCGUCAUCCACGCUGUUGCGGGCAAGCAACUUUUCUAGAUCGCGCCCCGUCCCAACAACCGCCGGCCAGUGCACUCCAAGAAGUGCAGGGAGGAGGCCGGCGCCUUCUUCUGUCUGCGUACGCACCAGGAGCGGGCGGCGAGCGGCGGCCGCCCGCGCGUCGGCUGAAGGCUCGGGGGGAGCUCCGGCUGCCCCCCUGCCGGCGGCGCUGCUGUUCGACUGCGAUGGCGUGCUGGUGGACACAGAGAAGGACGGCCACCGCAUCUCAUUCAACGAGACCUUCGCCGAGAGGGAAUUAAGUGUGAGCUGGGAUGUUGAACUAUAUGGAGAAUUGCUCAAGAUAGGUGGUGGAAAGGAAAGGAUGACGGCUUACUUCAACAAGACAGGAUGGCCAGCUAAAGCACCAAAGACUGAUGCGGAACGAAAGGAGUUUAUCGCUUCUCUCCACAAGAUGAAAACAGAACUAUUCAUGGCCCUAAUUGAGAAGAAGUUGCUUCCUCUCCGUCCAGGUGUUCAAAGGUUAAUCGAUGAAGCUUUAGGAAACGGAGUUAAAGUUGCAGUGUGCAGUACGUCAAAUGAGAAAGCUGUUUCAGCAAUAGUGUCAUGCUUAUUGGGGCCUGAUAGAGCAGAAAAGAUUACUAUAUUUGCUGGAGAUGUGGUUCCUCACAAAAAACCUGAUCCAGCAAUCUACAUAUUAGCAGCAACUACACUUGGAGUUGAUCCAUCUAGCUGUGUUGUUGUUGAAGACAGUACUAUAGGGCUUGCAGCGGCGAAAGCUGCCGGCAUGAAGUGUAUUGUAACAAAAAGCGGCUACACUGCAGAAGAGGACUUCGCGACGGCAGACGCAGUGUUCGAUUGCAUUGGUGACCCGCCAGAAGUGCGCUUCGAUUUGGAUUUCUGCGCGAACCUGCUCCAGAAACAAUACGUAAACUAAAAAACAAGGACACACUCGAGUAAUAAAUAUUAUUUGUAAAGGAAUUCAAAUAUAAAAGGAACAACAAUGUGUUAUAAAUGUAUUUGUUCUUUUGACCA